AGUAUCAGACUCUGGCUCAGAGUGGUCACCAUGGCCAACAUGGCUGCGCCGUGCCGCCUCCGUUUUUCCACUGUGCCUUUGCCCACACGGAGCCCAGCCCCGUGGUCUUUGGGUGUCAAGGGCCGAACAUCCAUCGAUGCAACCUCUUUACGUGGAGGCGCCAGUCGCGGGGUCGGAGCAGCCGCAUGCGCAGCAAUGCUGGCUGCCUGCUUGCCACGCACCGCUGCAGCGCAGCGUUGCGCAGCGCGAACCAGUUACACGAGAUGUGCAGCUGGUGAUGCUCCCACUCUUCAUGUGGGACUCGUUGGCUAUGGCCUAGUGGGCCAGGAGCUGAUGAAACAGAUGGUGGCAGCCGCACCAAAAUUGGAGGAGCAGAUUGGGGUCAAGCUGGAGAUUGCCGCCAUCUCGAAGUCCAAGGUGAUGGCUUUGCUCCCUCCGGGCAGCGAUGGCUGGGACGAGAGCAAGGAGGAGCCGGCUGAUUUGGAGAAGCUUGGUAAAUACGUUGUGGAUGCGGCAGCCUCGAGUGGCGGCCGUGCGAUCAUUGUCGACAAUACUGCAUCAGAUGGACCAGCAGAAGUUUACGAGGCAUGGCUGCUUGCCGGUGCCGACGUCGCCACUCCGAACAAGCGCGCCGGCAGCGGGCCAUUUCCCCGCUACGAGAAGAUCAUGGCUGCCUCGCAGAAGACCGGCGCCCGCUUUCUUUACGAAGCAACAGUCGGCGCUGGGCUGCCGGUGCUCGGGCCGCUCCAAGCGCUCCUCCGUGCAGGAGACGAAGUAGAAAGCGUGGAGGGAAUCUUCAGCGGGACGCUGUCGUACAUCUUCAACACCUGGAAGCCAGGUGUCAAGUUCUCUGAUGUAGUGAAGGAAGCCAAAGAAAAGGGCUUCACAGAGCCUGAUCCUCGAGAUGACUUGGGCGGCACUGAUGUGCAGCGGAAGGUGACAAUCCUGGCGCGGGAGAUUGGGCUGACCAUCGAGCUUGACGAUGUGCCAGUCAAGUCGCUGGUGCCAGACAAGCUGCAGUCGUGGGAGCCUCCGAGCGGCAAGAAACUCGGCGACGCGUUUGUGGAGGCUGUGUCAAUGCUUGCCUCGCCUCACUUUGGCCAGGAGCUGACAGCGUACGAUGAUGAGAUGGAUGCCUUGCUGCAAGAGGCGGAGGCGGCCAACGAAGUGCUGCGCUUCGUGGGCGCCGUUGACGUGAAAGCGGGCAAGGCAUCUGUGAAGCUCGGGCGAUACCCCAAGGAUCAUCCUUUUGCGUCCACCCAGUUUGCGGACAACAUUUGCGCGGUCUCCUCCAAGUGGUAUACGCCUCGGCCAUUGGUUGUGCAAGGACCUGGCGCGGGAGCUGCUGUUACCGCUGCGGGAGUCUUCAGCAACGUCAUGGAGGUUAUGAACGGCAUGCGCUGACCAAGGCUGCCGGCC
This is a messenger RNA of Effrenium voratum, 1419 nucleotides long. The record is from the annotation of a GenBank genome assembly. NCBI's taxonomy places the organism in Eukaryota, Dinophyceae, Suessiales, Symbiodiniaceae.